Eruca vesicaria subsp. sativa (arugula) is the source of this 1572-nucleotide messenger RNA. NCBI's taxonomy places the organism in Eukaryota, Viridiplantae, Streptophyta, Magnoliopsida, Brassicales, Brassicaceae. The record is from the annotation of a GenBank genome assembly.
AAAAAAAGAACCAACCUUUUUCGUCUUGGCGAGUCUUCGACCUUGGUCGGAAAAACCAAAAAAAAAAAUCAUAAUCGCUUCUCCGCAACCGCAUUAUCGACUUCAAUGGGAGACUCAGAGACCUUAGCGGCGUUGAAGAGAGCUUACGCAGAUACGAUACUGAACACGACGAAGGAGGCGGCGGCGCGUGUGUUGUGUUCUGAGAAGAAGACGCGUAUGUAUCAGCAAGAGAUUAAGACGGUUAGAGAUGACGCUGUCAAUACAUUGCUUAGGCUUAAACAUAUGUAUGACUCCAAGAUCAAGGAGACAGAGGAGAUGUCCUUGAAGCAGCAACAAAAGGUUGAGGAACUUGAAGCUCAACUUGGAGAAGCUGAAGAUAUUGUAGGAGAGCUGAGGAUGGAACUGCGAGCACUUCAUGAUGAGUUCAAUAGAGUUACGAAUGCUCAGACAUCAUAUCUUAAUGGUGAUCAUCAGGAACCCUCUUGUCUGAAAAACAGCAACGCGGCAGGUUCUGUAGUGCCUAAGGUUUCUAGCGGUCCGGAGCGAUCAGGAGUGGCUAAUGGGAUAACAAACCCAUCUUUGACUCGCAUAAACAGUAUUAAACGGUGUUCUUCUAAAGGUAACAUGGAUCGUUGUCACCACACUCUUCCGUCUAUACUUACGAAACGCAGGGAAGUUGAAGGGUAUGCUCAGAUGUUCCACUCAGUAGAUAAGAGGUUGGCCAAUGGAGAUCUGUCUUCCUCUGUAGAAGUGGAAGAUGUGAAUGAUGGAGUGUGUCUUCAAAAAGUUUCGUCUUGUAAAAGUGUAGAGACGUUGGAAUUGUCUGGUUGUGCUGAUAUCACUGACCCAAUGGUGUCUCAAAACACUUCUCAGAUGGAUUUUGGAACUCCAAUACCCUUGGAAACAUUUUCAAAGGAACAUGAACAGAACAGAAAGUCUAUGAUUAGCGGAAUAGAGGCAAGAAACGAAGAAAAAGAGAGCUGUGGGAAUAUUGAGGUUUUGACAUCUCCUUCUUGUGAAGAAACUCCAGUUUUGGCUGCUAGUAAGAACCGGUCCAUCAAGUACACAUUCAAGAGGAAGAGAAAGAAGGAGGCUUUAAGUAAUCUUGAAGGAGAUUCCACCUUUGAAGAGAGCAGAAACAUUAAACAGAAAACUGGGGAGAAAGACGAUGGUUAUUUGGAAUCUCUGAAGCCUAGCUUCACCAGUGAAUCAUCUCGAGAUGCUCUAUGCGUAGCACAGGUUGCUCGGCAGCUUGAACCAUACUCGAAGCAGAACGGUUUUGCAGCAGAACUAGUCAACCAGUAGGAUCCUCCCUGGACUCGCAAGUAACCUUCAAGUCCUAAUCAUCAGUUGCAGUCUAUCUGUCCAUGAUUGAUCACUAGCGUUAAUAGUAAAGUAUUUCUCUAAUAUAUAAAAUGUUAUUACUUUUGAUUUUGAGUCAAAAUUUAAGUUUUAUGUGAUAUGGAUAGAUGGAAACUUUAAAUUUUUACGCCUGGAUUGGUCCAAGAGGUAUCAUUGUAUGAUAUCUCAAACCAUUUUGUGUUUUACUUUUAUGUAAAUAAUAUCUAACUA